GUAUCCUUAUCUGCAUUGCACCGAUAUACUGCACGCCAACGUGUUGACAUUAUCGUGGAAAUGGUCUCGAAAAGAACCUCAAUUCUUAUUUCAUUUCAGAGCAUCAUUAGUGAUAAUAGUGUGUUUUCACAUGGGUUUUUGAGUUUUUAUUUUUGUUCUUUAUCAAUAUUAUAGGAACCCAAACUUUUAAUGUUUUUUCCAUUCUCAAUAAUUUAGGGGCAAUAGUGUGUUACGGACAUCAAACUUAACAACAAAAAAAGGUCCCUUACAAACAUAAUGGCUGCAAAUAGUGAUAAAAUGACAGAAACUUCAGUGUUAUCAACGGGAAAGCCUGCAGAUUUUUCAUUCAGGAGCUUAAAAUCGAUAAACGUGGCGCAAUUUCUGGAAACUAUUGGACUGGAAGGUGCAAGAUAUACUAGAGUUGCUGGUGUACCAGAAAGAGGUGGAGAAGGCAAAAAGUUCCUAACGAGAUCUCUCUGGCUGAAUAACAAUAAAUUGAGGAAUUUUAAACAUGUUGAUGAACUAGUCGAGGCUGUUUUAGAAUACCCUCGGGAGUUGGGUUGGAUUGAUUUUUCGUUCAAUUAUAUUUCAGAAAUAGAUGAGUGCAUCUUGAAGUUUAAGAAUCUGAAGAUACUUUACUUUCAUGGUAACUGCAUAGCAGAUUUGGAUCAAAUAUUCAAGUUGAAGCAAUUAAAGGAACUUAGAAGUGUCACUUUUCACGGAAAUCCUAUUGCCAAUCAUCCCAAGUAUAGGAACUAUGUGAUAGCUGCUCUGCCACAGAUCGCCAACUUGGAUUUCUCUCCAGUAGUGCAUAACGAAAAACUGUACCCGAAGCCAGCAGAAAUUUUGAAAAAAUUGAAAGAGAGUGAAUAUUCAGAAAAAAGUGCUUCGUGAUUUUGGUAUAUCUAUAGCAAUUUUUCAAAAUAGACUCAUAUAUAUACCAGUUAUACAUUUUGCUACAAUAUACAUCUGCACUAAAUAA
Acanthoscelides obtectus is the source of this 982-nucleotide messenger RNA. The record is from the annotation of a GenBank genome assembly. Lineage: Eukaryota; Metazoa; Arthropoda; Insecta; Coleoptera; Chrysomelidae.